AUGGAGGUUCUGACACUCAGUAACUGCGUGCUAAAGUCUGAUGCAUCUGCAGACACCAUGGUCAAGAUAUCUAAGGACGGUAUUGCAAUAAAGACCAAGGAUAAGACGCAUGUGAUGACAGGGGACGAGAUAAGGGAUGCAGAGCUGUUUUAUGGUGCAAGGAAGAUGACAAUGAGGAUUUUUGGGAAUUGUGUGUAUGAGAUUGGUGGAGUGGACCAGAACUAUACUGAAGAGCUGAAAAGGGCAUUUUCACAACACUUUAAGAUAAACCUGUAUAUCAAAGAGCUUGAGAUUGCAAAUGUUCUGAGUGGAGAGCUUGGGAUCAACAGUCGCAAUGCAUUGGAGUUUAGGAGUAAGAAGACAAUAUUUGAUGUGCCAGUAGAUGAUAUUGAGGGUGUGGUAGAUGUUAGGAACGAACUGUGUAUUUCGUUGAAGGGCAUGGAGAUUCGGUUUGCCUGUGACAACAGGACAGUGGAGGAGAUAAAGAGAAGUUGCAGUUCUAUGAUUGAUGAUGAAAUAUUGAAGAUUGAAGGGCUGUCUCUGUGCUAUCCACGAGGAAAGUUUGGAUUUGUAUUUUUCCAUGAGUAUUUCAGGAUGGUUGGAAGUAGCUAUGAGCACAAGAUAGCAUAUAAAGGGAUCAAGUCAUUGCAUGUACUUGAGAAGGGACAUGUAAACGACGGAGAGAAGUAUGUUGUGAUUGGAGUUGAUCCAUGUAUCAGGCAGGGACAGACUAUGUAUGAGUAUGUGGCGCUGUCAUUUGAUGAGAGUGAAGAAGAAGUAAAUGCGAAUGACACUAGACUAAAGAAGGAGUAUUCUGGAAUGCUUUCUGAUAUUUUUGUUGAAAUAAUGCAAGCGUUAUGUGUGAUAAGACCAAUAAGAAGUGUAUUUGAAGCUAAGGAUGGUAGUAGGAGCUUGAGAUGUGCGACGAAGGCAUAUGAGGGCCAGCUUUAUCCGCUUGAUGAUUGUGUGAUUUUUCUCCCUAAGGUGUUUAGACUAGACCUGAAUGUGAUGACGAUGGUUGAGUUUAGUAGAAUCAACCUUAGCACAAUGCAGGCGAAGACAUUUGAUAUGACGAUUUUUUGUGACAAGGCAUACAUAUUCAACGGAUUGGCGAAGGAUGAGUUUGGAGGGCUUGAGCAGUAUUUCCAUGAGAAAGGAAUAAAGGCAAGAAGCGAGGUGAUUGAUGAUGCGAUAAGUUCUGAACAUGAGUCUGAGGAGUACGAAGAUGACAGUAUUAUUGUUGAUUCUGAUGAAUGA
Molecule: messenger RNA, 1257 nt
Organism: Ordospora colligata OC4
Lineage: Eukaryota; Fungi; Microsporidia; Ordosporidae
Product: subunit POB3 of nucleosome-binding factor SPN
Exons: 1
Coding region: 1-1257 (418 amino acids)
Cellular component (GO): nucleus
Molecular function (GO): DNA binding; nucleosome binding; histone binding
Source: RefSeq, a predicted model, not a curated record